Babesia ovata is the source of this 2976-nucleotide messenger RNA. Its product is annotated as vacuolar sorting protein. Lineage: Eukaryota; Apicomplexa; Aconoidasida; Piroplasmida; Babesiidae. The record is from RefSeq and is a predicted model, not a curated record. Bases 1 to 2976 code for a protein of 991 amino acids. Gene Ontology annotation, biological process: vacuole fusion, non-autophagic; endosomal transport; intracellular protein transport. The transcript has a single exon. Gene Ontology annotation, molecular function: actin binding. Gene Ontology annotation, cellular component: endosome; HOPS complex; cytoplasm.
AUGGUGGCGCGGUCACCCCCUACCAACUGGCAUGAGCUGGGGGUGCGCAAACUGCGGCGAGAGUCGUGGAAGCUCACCGGCGAGCAAUGGCGCUGCUGUCUGGGUGAUGCCUGGGCAGUGGCACCGCUAGGGUGCGUCGUUGCCGUGGUGACAAGCCGCAUGGAGUCCUCAUCAGCGCUUCCGGAGAACGUGAAGUGCCAGAUGCGUAUAUUCAGAGGAGGUACAGGAUCAUUGGUGACAUGCGUCCCAUGGCUGGUGAGGCUGGAUACACUGCUGGCGCUGCAGUGGACUGAUUCCAUGCUGCUGGCGGCGAUCUUCCGCAACUCGUGCGUACGCGUGUUGUCGGCGAAUGGCGACUUCAUGCACUACUUCCACCUGUUCUUUACGGAGGAGGCGGCGCAGAGCUACCCGAUCGACUCGUCGCUGGUGACGCUGUGCACCUGGGGAGGAGGCGCAGUCUACGUGAGCAAGGAGAAGGCGUGCCUCUACGUCCAGCGCGGAUUUGAGGGCCGGAACUGCGUCCACUUCCCGUUAGGUGAUUACUCGCUGCGCAUCUCGGCUCUGGGAGUCCUGCCGCAUGAGGAUUGGAUGGAGUCGGUAGUUAUCGUGGCACGGGUGGACGGCGCGUGCCACGUCGUCAUGCGAGAGCUGCUCAAGUGCCGUGACUACGAAGACUUUCAGCGGUGCGCCACGGAGAUAUCGCAUUUAGAGGGUAUUGGAUUUGACGAGGUUGUGUUCUGCAGUCACGUGGCACCGGGGUGCGAGGAGACGUAUUUUGCACUCCGUGAUAGCUCCACUAACACGGUGGCUUCAAUGUGCUAUCGCAACGGCCGUGUUUACCAGCUGUGGCGGACUGUGCUGGGGACGUCGGGGGACCUGUAUGUGGUAGGAUCGGGCGUGGUGGCAGUUGUCAGCGGUGACCGCAUAACCUUCAUCCAUGGUGGUGACGACGGAGCUCAAGAUGCAACUAGCGCAAUUGUAAAGACACAUUUCUCAGCAAAACCUGUCUGCGUGAGCUCGGAUGUUGGCGGCGGUUUGCGGGUGUUUACCGCCUCCAACGGUGAGUUCUUCAAGCUUGUGUCUCCGGCGGCCGAAAGCGUACUCGCCUCAUGCGCAUCAGGCCCGGCAUCAGUGUUACUGCGCGCUUACGAGACGUUCCAAAGCGGUGAUGUGAAGGCCUGUGAGGCAUUGAGGUUGAUCCGCGACGACGUGGUCGACGCCACCGCCACAUGCGUCGCUGCGUCUCUGGAUUGCUGGGAUUUCGAUACUGCAUCCACCCUUCUAGACGCGGCGCUAUUUGGACGUUCGAUGAACUCGGUGCAGGUGGAAGGUGAGCAUGAUGCUGUUUCGUCGGCCUCCACAUCGGAGAAUGUCUCGACAACGGGAUCAGUCGAUGGAUCAGUGGACUCUGCAAAAAGCAAACUGCCGAGCAGGCAUACAGCCCGUAGUAGUCCCAGAGGCGUUCCUGGGGCAAUUGGCACCGGUGUUGUCCCGUCUGCUGAAGAUGCUGCAACGGCUGCGGAUGCAACUGAUUCCACUUCAAUCGCAACAACCCGUCAAGACCAAGUCGGUACUGCGGGAGAACAGCAUAUCCGGGGGCAUGCUACGGCGCUCGCUAUGAUUCGUGUGGCGAAGGCAUUGCAAGCGGUGCCCAGCGAAAUAUGCACCAAUCCAUCGCAGCUGCUGGCGUUCGGCUCACGAGCGCUUGUUAGCAUGCUGGCGUCGUUGCGAUUCCACCUGCUAGCGCUCAAGGUGGCCGACUUCCUGGGAGCUGACAAGAAGGAGGUGCUGCUGCAUUGGGUGCAUACCCGCGUGAAGUUGGGUAACCACAUGACCGAUGAGGAGCUAGUGGAGGUCAUAACGAAGCUCUUGGACGGCUAUGCGGGGGUGGUGUUGCCAUACGCCGACAUCGCUGAGGCGGCUGCGAAGGAGAAGCGUGAGACCCUGGCGCUCGCACUCUUAGACCGAGAACGCAGCACGCUGCGGAAGUUUAACUCGCUCUGUUCCUGGGGUGAGCUCAGCAAAGCCGCCAUUGUUGCAGCGGAGGCGUGUGAUACUUUGUACGCCGCACAGCUAAUACAGGAGGCGCAGUCUGGAUCUAAGCUCGAACGCGUCGUGGAGAUAUCAAACAGCAACUCGUUCGUGCGUGAUGUAUUCAUCAAGCAGUGCAACCUGGAGGGGGACUCGGACGUGUUGCAGGUCUUCUUAGAGCGUACUGACGAUAUUGUGGGUGCCGGAAUGAACGCCGUGCGUCGAGCCAUGGAAAUCCUGCAGCCUUCGGCUGCUGAGACACCGGAACCUCGACCCAGAUCUGCCAUGCAUCAGCUUGUAACUCACACUGCGGCGCAGGCGAACACGCAGUCGGAAGAUUGUGUUACAUGGUUAAAGUACUCUUCCGAUUUCUUCAGAGCCGUCAUUGCGUCCAAGAGCAACCGCAACGCCGGAGUUGUGGAAACGGCUGGGCUCUGGAAAGACUGCAUAUCGCAGCAGCGCGAACUGCUCACGGCGCAGGCGGCGCUGGAACGAUCGUCUCCGGAACUUGCCAAAGCGGGGUUGGUAGGCAGGAGCCUGGUCCACACCGUGUUCAUGCUGUACCGCCUGGACAUGGGCAAGAAGGCAGAGAAGUUGGCCUCCAAGUUCCGGAUGCCGUUCAACCAGCUGUGGCGCUGCCAACUUGCAGCGGCGCACGAGGUGCAGAACAUCAACGAGCUUUUGCGCAUGGCGACGGACAAAAGUGCGCACGCGCAGUACGUCAUGCUCAAGAACGGCAAGGAGCCAGUCGACCUGGUGCUGGAAGCGCUGCUGUCGUUGGGAGCCACCAACGCCGUCGAGAGUGUCGUGGCAACGCUGCGAUCGCCGCAUCAGCAGCGGUGGCGAAACCGCUUAAACGCGCGAUUGGGUGGCACCGGAUCGCCAGAAUCGGAUAAUCAGGCACAAUCCCUGUUUGCCAGCCUCUCCAAACGCAUUUGGAAUUGA